Molecule: messenger RNA, 3563 nt
Organism: Zootermopsis nevadensis
Lineage: Eukaryota; Metazoa; Arthropoda; Insecta; Blattodea; Termopsidae
Source: RefSeq, a predicted model, not a curated record
UACAGUCAGUCAGUGAUUGUACUUAUGGUGUGGAAGCACUAGUGCAUUGCUUGGGAAAAGGGGCACGCUGUUGUGAUGCAGAUAUUGUAUGUUCGACGGAAUAAAUACUUUAAUAGAUCUCAUGUUGGCGAUAAAUGCAGAUUCGAAGUCGCGAUGAAAUUAAACUUGGCAUGUGGAAAGCGAAUAAAUAUUUUUAUCGUCAUGAUGCAAAGGAGAGAAUGCAUGACCUUCAAACCUUGUGUCGUGUUCAGGUGAAACAGGUGUACGCCUAUUUAUGGCGCGACUGUGGGACCGAAUGUGGAGACGGUAAUAAGGUCGACAGGAUGGGUGGGCGGCCAGUGCAGGUAGUUGUUAGUAAAAAUGACCAUUCUUUUGAACUCGAUGAGGAAGCGUUGGCAGAAAUUCUUCUGCAGGACCAUGUUAAAGACAAAACUGUGGUGGUUGUAUCCGUAGCUGGUGCCUUCCGGAAGGGAAAGUCCUUUCUACUUGACUUUUUUCUUCGAUAUAUGAUAACACAGGGAAGGCAAGAUUGGAUGGGCAACGAAGAAGAACCUCUUCAAGGAUUCUCUUGGCGAGGAGGUUCUGAAAGAGAUACCACCGGUAUUCUCAUUUGGUCUGAAGUCUUUGUUACUGAUUUACCAAAUGGAGAACAGGUUGCUGUUAUUCUUAUGGACACUCAAGGAGCCUUUGACAGUGAAAGUACAGUGCGGGAUUGUGCUACUGUGUUUGCAUUGAGCACAAUGUUGAGUUCCGUCCAGAUUUACAAUCUCUUGCACAACAUACAAGAGGAUGAUUUGCAGCACCUUCAGCUUUUCACUGAAUAUGGUAGGUUAGCACUGGAGGAUGCUGGACACACACCCUUCCAAAAACUACAGUUCCUCGUGAGAGAUUGGAGUUUCCCAUAUGAAGCAGACUAUGGAGAUAAGGGAGGAGAAAUAAUUUUGAAUAGAAGGUUACAGAUAUCAAACAAACAACACCCUGAGCUCCAGUCGUUAAGGAAGCACAUCAGGUCAUGUUUUUCUGGCAUAUCCUGUUUCUUGAUGCCUCAUCCAGGACUCAAAGUGGCAACAAAUCCAGAAUUUGAUGGAAAAUUAUCAGACAUUGAGACAGACUUCAAGAAACAGCUUCAAAAGUUGGUUCCAAUGAUGCUGGCCCCCGAAAACUUAGUUGUAAAAGAAAUUGGAGGUCAGAGAGUGAAGGCGAAGGAGUUGCUGCAAUAUUUCAAAUCAUAUCUUGAAAUUUACAAGGGGGAUGAGCUACCUGAACCGAAAUCCAUGUUGGUUGCUACAGCUGAAGCUAACAAUCUGGCAGCAGUAGCAGCAGCCAGGGAAACUUACACAAUGUUGAUGGAGGGGAUAUGUGGUGGUGCCAAGCCAUAUCUCAGCACUGCACAUCUCGAAGCUGAACAUGGGAGGAUUAAAGACAAAGCAUUAACUCAGUUCAUCAAUAAACGCAAAAUGGGAGGCGAGAGUUUCUCUGAAUCGUACAAGCAGAAGUUAGAUAAGGAGUUAGAAGAUCUGUAUGGACAAUUCAAAAUGCACAAUGAAAGUAAAAACAUAUUCAAGGCUGCAAGAACUCCUGCCGUCUUCUUUGCUACGGCUGUGAUAUUUUAUAUUUUAUCAGGAAUCUUUGGCCUUAUUGGAAUUUAUUCUUUGGCCAAUCUGUGCAAUCUUGUGAUGGGUGUGGCAAUGCUGAGCUUUGGGGUAUGGGCAUAUGUCAGGUAUAGUGGAGAAAUGAGAGAAAUAGGAGCAUACCUGGACGAAGUUGCGAAUCUACUGUGGGAUAACGUCAUGAAACCAACAUAUCAACAGUUUUUGGAGAUGGGUUUGCAACAGGCAGCACUACAAGCAACAGAAGCAGCAAUCAGUAGUGGCAACUCAACAGUACAAAGUAAUGGGAAGCUAAAACAGUCUUGACUGCACGCACCACUACAACGAAUGUGAUAAAUGAACUUGGACUUCUAUAAGGAAUCUUGAAGUGAUAAAGUGGCGUGGAAGUGUCAGUAAUGGUAAUUUAAGCAUGUAAUUUAGGAUAAUACAAACGUAACCAACCACCUCAGUGCCUAAAAAUUAUCUUCCAGUUAAAUAAGUAUAUGUAUAAAGUGUCUGAUUUAUUUUUAGCAUUGCCAAUCAUUGUACAUGUAAGUGAACCUAAGCACAUUUGGUGUCAAAAAGGCCAUAUUUAUUCAUGACUGCUUAGAUUUAAAUUAACAUAAACAGAUGUACAAAUUUGCUUACCUGAAGGUGCUGCAAAUCUUCUACUUCUAUGGUGUGCAAGAUUGUAAAUCUGGACUGAACUCAGCAUUGUACUCAAUGUGAACACUGUAGCACAAUCCCGCACUGUACUUCCACUGUCGAAGGCUCCUUGUGUGUCCAUAAGAAUAACAGCAACCUCAUAGAAAAAAUGGAGUAAGCACAUUCUUCAAGUAUACUUCAACUUGAAAAUAAAAUUGACAAUGUGAAGCAAAUUUAAUUUCAAUUCGUAUUGAACCAACAACCUUUAAUUCUCUUGUAUUGUCACAGUUUUCUGACUAAAAGUAUGAAAUUUGGUUUGUACAUCUGUUUUAUUUAUGUUAAUUUAAAUGUAAGCAGUCAUGAAUGUUCUAUAUAGUCUUCCUUGGAAUUUAAAUUUCAUAAUAGCUACAUCAUGAUUAUAAAUUAUAUAUUAUUUCUAAAACAUCUUUAAUUGUAAAAUACAGUACUUCUUUCCUAUAACAAUUUGUGUGAAAUUCUGUUUGUUGGUGCCUGUUAUUUUAUUGAUAGUGUGGUGGUGGAUUUAUUUAAAUCAAACUCAAGCAGUUGAAGUACAGAUAUUGUUGAAGGAAUAUGAAUUUAUAGUUGAAAUUUUGAGUUAUAUUCAAUAUUUGUGUUCAGAUUAUUCUAAAGAAGUUUGUAAUUGUCAGUUUGUUGCAUAGCAGAAGAAAACUACAAUCAAGAUUUAAUGUGAUGCAGUAUUAUAUUUACUGGUGGGCUCUCUAAACCGAGCAUGACAAUGGUCCUUGACUAGGGCAAUGGCUCUAGUUUUUGAGCAUUUCUGAAGGCCCAGUAACAGUGCUUGAUGUUAUUAGUAAAUGCUGUUACUGAUUCUGAUGAAAUUCCACUGCUAAACUGUGGUGUCUGGAACACUACAAAACUGCUGUAGGUGGUGUGAAAAGGUGAAAUAUAUUAAAUAUAUUUUUUCUAAUUCUGUGCAAAAAAUAAAUGGAUUUAAUAUUUGUGGCUUGCAUGAGAAAUUGUACCUACAUUUGAUUUCCUCUUUUAUGUUUUGUGAGAUAGUCCUUGAAUAACAUACUUCUAUACACUUUGAUUUGUAUAAUUUAGUAGUUGCAGGACCUCAGUAGUAUAUGCAGUUCACGAUGUACAACCAGUGCCAUAAGAGGAAAUAGUGGCCUCAGAUUUUCUUGCCGCUAUGCAGAUAAGCAAUGAGUGAAAAUUACGUGCUCAACAUUGAAAUUGUUUUCAUGCUCAUUAAUGUUAUAAUUGUGAUAUAAUUAAAAUACUUAGCUGCAAAACUCCUGUUGUUAUAUUGGGUUUGGUAAAUAAAUCCCUAUUUUUGUAAUAUUC